GCCAACCAAACGCAUUGACAGUCAACGCGUCAACCAAACGGGUAGCAACUGCCAUCUAUGCCAGUCUUGCUCACCUGCAAGCCUCCCUUAGGCCUAGACCGACAAAAAUAAACGCGAAAAUACAAAACUAAUAACGCGUGAAAACGCGUUUUUCGGGUAUUGGAAGGAGUAUUGUAUGUUCUGGGAGAUUAAAUGGCAAACGCUGAUGUUAACUGGGCCGGGAGGGUGCGAGUGAUUAUUUAAAAGCCUUUUGACGCGCAACGCCAGUUGUGGUAUUUUGGAGGGGGUGGAGGAGCGACAGACGGAACAUCGCGCUAGAAUCGCAGCAGCGGAGCUCAGGAAAAACAACAACAUUUUGAAAGAUUGCAACAAGAUACAGGAUACAUUGUGAAGAAUACAAAUAAGAGACUGCGUAUUGCGGGCUGUCCUCCAAUCAUAAAUAAUGGUGUCCACAGUUUUUGCUGUGACACUGUAUGUCACACUGCUGCAUCUGGCUUCAGGUGCAUCCUUAGGGACACCGGACCCUGAGGAGCCCCCCACCAUGACCUCUAGUCCCCGCCCCUUGGGAGAAGUCAUCCACGCUGCACUUAUGAGUAAGGAGUACCUUGGUCGUACCCUUGGUAGCACAGGUACAACUACCAAUCCGACCCAGGCCGUCCCGUCCAUCAGGGAAUCAGAACUUGCUUCGACAAUGAUGUCUCCAGGUAUCCUCACCACAGCAGUGACCUCAUCGGCUGCACCUCGAGCUGCCCAGUCAGGUUUUGGGAGUGGCGUGACAUCACCACCAGCAGAGGAAGAGACCACAACCACUCUAAUUACCACAACGACAAUAACAACAGUUCACACGCCAGUGCAAUGUAAUGCCAGUCUGUCAGGAAUGGAGGGAAUAGUCGAGUCCCCUGAUCCACUCUCCUCCUCAUCUCUAUAUUCCCCAUUGGAAUGCACCUACAGCAUCACUGUUUAUCCUGGAUAUGGUGUUGAGAUACAGGUGAAGAAAGUGAACUUGUCCAAGGAGGAAUCACUUACCAUUCUGGAGCUGGGUGGGGCAGCACCAGAGCGUUUAGCCAAUGAGACGUUGAUGAGCGAAGGUCAGGUGAUCCGUAGUUCAACCAAUCAGGUGCAGAUUCACUAUAGGAGCCUGAAACAAGCAAAUCAUGGCGCUUUCAGCUUUUACUACCAAGCAUUCCUUCUGUCCUGCUCAUUCCCGCUUUCUCCUGAGGGUGGUGGAGUGACUGUGACCGAUAUUCAUCCUGGUGGUCAAGCUCACUUCCAUUGCGAUCCAGGGUUUGAGGUCAGAGGUCAUGAGGUUGCAACCUGUCUGAACACAACUCGACCAAGAUGGAGCACCUCUGAACCCCAGUGUGUGGCUGUAUCUUGUGGAGGAUGGAUCAGAAACGCCACUGUGGGUCGCAUACUCUCUCCGACUCUCCCAUCAGCAAGCAACCAUAGCAGCGGCAGCAACCUGAGCUGCCAUUGGCUGCUGGAGGCCAAGGAAGGACACAGGCUCCACCUCCACUUUGAGAGGGUGGCUCUUGAUGAAGACAAUGACAAGUUGAUUGUGCGCAGUGGGAAUAGCUCUGCAGCACCUCUUCUGUUUGACUCGGAUCUGGAUGAUGUUCCUGAGCGUGGAAUCGUGAGUGAGGGAAUGUCUCUCUUUGUGGAACUCACUGCAGACUCUUCAUCCAUUCCUUUGUUGCUGGCGCUCCGCUACGAGGCCUAUGAUGGGGAGCACUGUUAUGAACCAUACCUGCCUCAUGGGAACUUCAGCAGCAGUGACAUCACCUUCCCGCUGGGUACCGUAGUUACCUUCUCAUGCUCUCCUGGUUUCGUCAUGGAGCAGGGCUCAGGAGUUAUGGAGUGUGUUGACCCCAGUGAACCUCACUGGAAUGAGAGCGAGCCAGUCUGCAGAGCUUUGUGUGGUGGUGAACUGACAGACCCAGUAGGAACAGUGCUGUCACCUGAUUGGCCACAAAGCUACUCUAAGGGGCAGGACUGUGUGUGGCAGAUACACGUUAGCGAGGACAAGCGCAUCGAACUGGAUGUACAAAUAUUGAACAUCCGCCAUAAUGACGUUCUUACUAUAUUCGACGGGCAUGAUCUGAUGUCACAUGUGAUUGGACAGUACCUGGGCUCAAGAGAGAGGUUCAGGAUUGUAUCUGGGGGUUCAGAGGUCACCAUUCAGUUUCAGAGCGAUCCAGAUGACUCUACAUUUAUACUCAGCCAAGGCUUCCUGAUCCACUACAAAGAGGUGGAGCCUAAUGACACGUGUCCCGUCCUACCGCCAAUCGAGUUCGGCUGGAGCAGCUCCUCCCACCCGUCCCUGGUGAGGGGCAGUGUGCUGACCUAUCAGUGUCAACCUGGAUAUGACAUUUUUGGCUCUGACAUCAUCACCUGCCAAUGGGAUCUCUCCUGGAGCAACAAUCCGCCCACCUGUGUAAAAAGUAAAAUGAUCCAGCAGUGCCCUGAUCCAGGAGAGGUGGUGAAUGGAGCACGUUCAGUACAUCCUGAGACUGGUUUUACUGUGGGUACCGUGGUACGCUUCACGUGUAACCAGGGUUAUCAGCUGGAGGGCCCGAGUCAGAUCUCCUGCCAUGGCAGAGACACGGGCAUGCCCAAAUGGAGUGACCGCAGCCCCAAGUGUGUCUUAAAAUAUGAUCCAUGCCCAAACCCUGGGGUACCAGACAACGGCUACCAGACGCUAUACAAGCACAGUUACCAGGCAGGCGAGACUCUGCGUUUCUUCUGCUAUGAGGGCUACGAGCUUAUUGGGGAAGUUAUCAUUAACUGUGUCCCAGGACACCCCUCUCAGUGGAACAGCCCACCACCCUUCUGUAAAGUGGCCUAUGAAGGGCUACUCGACGAUCAUAAAUUGGAGGUUUCUCAGUCAUUAGAGGCCUCCCACCAAAUGUUAAGUGAGAACAUUGCAUUGGCUAUCAUUCUGCCAAUUAUUCUGGUAAUCCUGCUGAUUGGUGGAAUCUACAUGUACUACACCAAUGUAUGUAGGUGGCAGUGGAAACCACUGUUCUGGAAGUCUCUUUCUCACACCCACUCCUAUAGUCCCAUUACAGUGGAGUCUGACUUCAACAACCCACUUUAUGAGGCAGGGGACACACGAGAGUAUGAGGUGUCCAUCUGAGAUCAUCUUUAAUUGAAUCCAAAUUUUGGACGAAUAGGAGAAGAAGGGAUACUGUUAUUUUCUCUCCACAAGACAAUUAUUGGUUUUAUUAUAUUCAUUUGAAUCCCACUCUAGAAAGUCUCUCUCUCUCUCGUCCCUCUCCAUCAACUCACAGAUGAGAGAGAGAAAGAGAGAGAGAGAGAGAGAGAGAGAGAGAGAGAGAGAGAGAGAGAGAGAGAGAGAGAGAGAGAGAGAGAGAGAGAGAGAGAGAGAGAGAGAGAGAGAGAGAGAGAGAGAGAGAGAGAGAGAGAGAGAGAGAGACAGACAGACAGAGAGAGAGAGACAGAGAGAGAGAGACAGAGAGAGAGAGAGACUUUCACAGAUGGAGUAAAGUCCCUGCUGAAAAGACUAUAUUAGAUCAUCUUAAAUCUGGUUUAGUAUUGGUCAACUAAAGCCUUUCUAGUGAAGAGGGUGGACUAGAAAAGCCCUUUCAUGCCCAGCAUCCAAACCACAACACCAGCUGGUCUUUUCACAGGGGUUGAGACAAGUACACAAAAUAUAUAAUCUGAAAUGCAGAAACUAUACACUCACGUGCACACGUUUGUAUACAGACACGUGCCAACACAUUCACACAUACAUGAUGAUGAGAACAUACUGAAUGUAAAUAUUUUGAUUAAAUAGCAAGGCUUCUGUAUACACAACUGAUUCAGUGCCAAAAUCCCAUCCCAUAAUGUGACGUCACUUUAUGUUUCACUGGUUGCCAUAGUAUUUUUCACAUUUUUAUGUAAUAAUGAGGACAAUGCCAGCAUUUCAUAUUGUUCUUUGCUGUUUCUUAUGGAUCUCUUUCUGCUUGAUGUUGAAUGACCAUGUUUCAGAGGAACUGAAUGUCCUCUUGCUUACGGCACGCAACGAUUGUAUAUUUUACCGCUUCAGCUUAAAAUUCACAAUCAAUUAUACUUACUGUCAUUGUUAUCAGAGUUGAUGUUGUUGCAUAUGCACUAUGUUGAGAAAAAUAUAUACUGAAAAAACUGCUUGCUGUGAUGCAGUAAUGGAAUUGAAAUGCUUUUUAUAAAUUGCAUUUUUUUAUUAUGUAUCUCAUGGUUUCUUGUUAAUAUGCAGUGAGUUUUGUCUUUUCCACUGUGCCAUUUUUCGGAGCCCAUGUCGUGGGCUUUGUUGCAUUAUAGUAUUACUUGAUUGUUAUUUAUUUAUCAACAUAAUAUACUUGUCAUGAAGACAUUAUUUAUUUGCUGAGAUUUACGACUAAAUAAAAGUCUCUGUUGGAUGGUGAAAA
Messenger RNA from Paramisgurnus dabryanus, 4406 nucleotides. The record is from RefSeq and is a predicted model, not a curated record. Lineage: Eukaryota; Metazoa; Chordata; Actinopteri; Cypriniformes; Cobitidae.